Messenger RNA from Theobroma cacao (cacao), 1085 nucleotides. RefSeq names its product transcription repressor MYB4-like. NCBI's taxonomy places the organism in Eukaryota, Viridiplantae, Streptophyta, Magnoliopsida, Malvales, Malvaceae. The record is from RefSeq and is a predicted model, not a curated record.
ACCAGGGAAGCUGAAACGGAGAGAGAGGAAAACAGAGUGAGUGAUAGAGUGAGUGAGAGAAGGAGGGAAGGAAACAUGGUAAGAACACCUUGCUGUGACAAGAGCGGACUUAGGAAAGGAACCUGGACUCCAGAGGAAGAUAGAAAACUAAGUGCUUAUGUCACCAGAUAUGGCUGCUGGAAUUGGCGCCAACUCCCAAAGUAUGCAGGUCUGGCAAGAUGUGGGAAGAGUUGCCGGCUGCGAUGGAUGAAUUACUUAAGGCCAAACAUCAAAAGAGGAAAUUACAGCAAGGAAGAAGAAGAGACUAUCAUCAGAUUACACGAGUCACUGGGAAACAGGUGGUCUGCCAUUGCUGCCCAGUUACCUGGAAGAACAGACAAUGAGAUAAAGAACCACUGGCAUACAACUCUCAAAAAGCGCUUUAAACAUAAGCCAUCAGUACCAAAAAAUGAGAAAGAUAACCCCCGAGAUCCAAUCAAGCGUGGGACAAGUAAAGAGACAGAAUUCGAAACAAAGCUUGAUAAUCAUCUUCUGAUUAAUUCCACAAGUCCUCCAUUAAUUCUUGAAAGCUCACUAUCAUCCCCGCAACCAGCCUCAAGCGAUCAAAACUCCUCCAUCACAACAGACAACACAGUUGUAUCCAGCAAAGACUCAGUUCAUAUAAACAACAAGGCUUUGCUUGAAGCCUAUGAGGCUAAUAGUGGAAAUUUCUGGACAGAACCAUUUUUCUCAGACAGUUGUUUUAUGUCAAGUGAUAUGUUGUUACCCAUGAUGGAUCCUGCACGCUAUGAAGCUCAUGAAUUUCCUUUUCUUGAUGGAGAAAUCUUAUGCCCGUUUGGUUUCUACGAUCAGCUUCAAGGCUUGAACUUCUAAUUAAAACAGUAAAACCAGCUUUGUUUAUUGGUUUUAUCUUCCCUAUGUUACUUCUUGCUGAUGGGCUUUCUGGGUCUUAUCUUACUCGGCCUUUGUUUUGUCUGAAGUGAUGUAUGGGGCUGUAAAGAGUUCACACUUUUUUUUUAGAACAGAUAAGGAUAUCUAAUAAAAAGAAAAAAAAAAAACAAUGUCCUGCUUUCGGCUUUUGUCUA